UCGCGUGGUUUUUCGUCCCUUGUAAUAACGGUUGAAUGGUGUGCUGGUGUCCUUGGAGCUGAAGAUUAGCUGACUUUGCUGCAGAUUGUGAAAUUCCUGGAGGAUUAAAGUUCGCUACCUCAGGACUUUGCGAUGUCCUUUGAGGAGUUCUGCGGAGGUCCCUUCUGGGACGGUAAGCUGGAAUGGAGCGCCGAAAACCCGGACUUGACGUUCUGCCUCCAACGGGUAGCUCUUCAAUGGAUACCAUGCCUGUUUCUGUUCAUCUUCUCGAUGUACGAGGCGUACAAGUACUCAAACAGUCGCUUCCGUGACAUCCCGUGGAAUUGGUUCAUUCUGACCAAGAUGCUGGUCACGUUUGUGUUGAUGUGCAUGAGCUGGAUCGACCUUGGGAUGGUCGUAACCUUCAAAGAAGAGCAGGGUCUCUUCGACGUCCAGAUCGUGACUGCCGUACUCAACGCGGUGUCUUAUAAAGUAAUGCUUGCGCUACUCUUCUCUCAACGACGAUACGGGAUUCGAAGUUCGGGAACGAUCUUCAUCUUCUGGUUCAUGCGAAUGUUCUUUGGAAUCAUUCAGCUGCGUACUGAACUGCAGAACAAGGAGCUCCGAGGAGACGUGUCCAGCGAUUCCGUCAACUUUUGGGAGUACCAAUACAUCAGCUACGUCAUUCAGUACGCGUUCAUCUGCCUGAUUUUGGUCAUGGAACUCUUUCCAGACCAAGAACCGUCCUACAGUGACUAUCCGGACGCGAAGAACCCAAACCCCGAACUCCGAUCCAGCUUCUUCGUCCGGCUGUUUUUCGCGUACUUUGACUCGUUCACCUGGAGAGGUUUCCGCAAUCCGCUCACCAUGGACAGCAUGUACGACAUCAAUCCGCAGGACGCUUCGCGCGAGUUGGUACCGCCGUUUGACAAGUACUGGUACGAGAGCGUCGAAAAGGGUCGCCAGAAGCAGAUACAAGCGGACAAGAAGGCCGGCAAGACGGGGAUGGAGUACAAAUCGCACGCCCAAACCAACGGAUCCGUGCUUCCGGCGAUGGUGAAGGCAUACGGAGCACCGUUCUGGUUUGCCGGGUUGUUCCAGCUUGCGAUCUCUUUGCUGCAGUUCGCGUCACCUUACCUGAUGCAGGAGCUGAUGAAAUGGAUCGCAAUCGAUGGUCCUGGCUGGCAGGGUGUCAUGAUCACUUUUGGACUCUUCGCGACUUCGCUGCUGAUCGCGCUGUUCAAUGGUCAGUACUUUUACAACACGUUCCUAACCGGGUUCCGCAUUCGUACCGGGUUGAUCAGUGGAAUAUACCGGAAGGCGCUGCGCAUCUCCAGUUCCGCUAAGAAAGACACCACCGUGGGAGAGAUCGUGAAUCUGAUGGCGGUCGAUGCGCAGCGAUUCUUUGAGUUGACGUCCUACCUACACGUACUGUGGUCCGGACCGCUAAUUAUUGCGCUCUGUAUCUACCUGCUGUACGAGAUCCUCGGAGUAGCGGUGUUUGCUGGAUUGGGUGUGAUGAUCGUUAUGACUCCAAUUACCGGCGUGCUGGCGACGCAGAUGCGUGACCUUCAGGUGGAACAGAUGAAGAUUAAGGAUGAUCGCGUGAAGAAGAUGAACGAAAUUUUGGGUGGUAUCAAGGUGCUAAAGUUGUACGCGUGGGAGAAGAGCUUCCAGGAUACGAUCCUGGAGGUACGUGAUAAAGAAAUCGGGAUCCUCAAGAAGAUGGCGUACUACGGAGCGGGAGUGUACUUUACCUUUACGAUGGCACCGUUCCUGGUGACCCUAAUCUCGUUCGCCGUGUACGUAGUGAUGGACGAGAACAACCAUCUAGAUGCGCAAACCGCCUUCGUCUCCCUAGCUCUGUUCAACAUUCUACGUUUUCCGCUGGGUUGGUUACCCAUGAUGGUCACAUUUGCGAUGCAGGCCUGGGUCUCGGUGAAACGUAUCAACAAGUUUAUGAACAGUGCAGAGUUGGAUCCAAACAACGUGACGCAUCAUGCUAGCGAAGAUGCGCUGUACAUCAAGGACGGAACCUUUUCCUGGGGUGAAGAUACACCAACUCUGAAGAACAUCCACCUAUCGUUACGUAAGGGUCAACUCUCCGCGGUGGUUGGCGGUGUCGGCACGGGUAAGAGUUCACUGAUUUCUGCGCUGCUUGGGGAGAUGGAGAAGUUGUCCGGAUCGGUCAAUACGGACGGAACGAUCGCGUACGUUCCGCAGCAAGCAUGGAUUCAGAAUGCUACUCUAAGGGAGAACAUCCUGUUUGGGAAGGCAUUCGAUCAGAAGAAGUACGACAAAGUUAUUGAGAGCUGUGCGCUGAAGCCUGAUCUGGAGAUGCUACCGGGUGGGGACAGUACGGAGAUCGGUGAAAAGGGUAUCAAUUUGUCGGGUGGACAGAAGCAGCGCGUUGCUCUGGCAAGAGCAGUCUACGCAGAUGCCGAUAUCUACCUGUUUGAUGAUCCGUUAAGCGCGGUUGACGCCCACGUUGGAAAGCACAUUUUCGAGCAGGUGAUUGGACCUGAAGGUAUGCUGGUUGGACGAUCAAGACUGUUGGUGACCCAUGGGAUAUCCUUCUUGCCGUUCGUCGAGGAGAUAUUUGUGGUCAAGGACGGAGAGAUCUCCGAGAGUGGUUCGUACCAGGAGCUGCUGGAUCAGAAGGGUGCGUUCGCAGAAUUCCUGACACAACACAUUCAGAGCUUGGACGAAGAAGACGAAGAAAUUCAACUGCUACAGGAAACACUUACGGACGAAUCUUCGCAAAAGAUUGUACAGCGUGCCAUAUCUGUGAUCUCAAGCCAAUCGGACGAGAAGGCUCCUAGGAAACGAAUCAGCAGGCAAGAAUCAAGACAAAGCAUGCAUAAGGAGAAACCAUUGAAGACGGUCGAUCAAUCAACGCUCAUCGAGAAGGAGGAAUCCGCAACGGGAGCCGUUACGCUGGCAGUCUACCUGAAGUACACCAAAGCCAUCGGCUUGUCCCUCGGUCUGUGGUCGAUCAUCUUCAGCCUGAUUACGCAAGGAAGCGGAGUGUAUUCCAGCAUUUGGCUGACGGACUGGUCGGAAGAUCCGAAGGCGAUUACGGACACCUCGGUGCGUGACAUGUACCUGGGGGUGUACGGAGCUCUUGGAGGUAUUCAGUCGAUCGCGCUGUUCAUCAGUUCUGUGGCGCUGGGAUUGGGCUGCUUGAAGGCGGCCAAAGAGCUGCACGAUAAGCUUUUGGAAAGCUCGAUGAAGAUGCCGAUGUCGUUCUUCGACACGACUCCACUUGGCCGAAUCAUCAAUCGAUUUUCCAAGGACGUAGACGUGAUGGACAACGUGCUUCCGGCUACGAUCCGGGCGUGGCUGUACUUCCUGUUCAGCGUGAUUGGAGUGUUUGUGGUGAUUGGGAUUUCUACGCCAAUCUUCCUAGCGGUCGUCCCACCGCUCAUGCUCAUCUACUACUUCAUCCAGAAGGUGUACAUUGCGACAUCGCGUCAGUUGAAGCGGUUGGAGUCAGUAACGCGUAGUCCGAUCUAUUCGCACUUUGGGGAGAGCAUCAGCGGACAGUCGACGAUCCGGGCUUACAACGAGCAGAUGAGGUUUACGCGGGAGUCCGAGGACAAGGUCGAUUACAACCAGAUGGUUUCAUAUCCGACGAUUUUGGCGAAUCGCUGGCUUGGAAUUAGGUUGGAGAUUGUGGGAAGUUUGGUUGUGCUGUUUGCUGCUUUGUUUGCGGUGUUGGCGAAGGACACAAUUGGACCGGCUACGGUUGGCUUGUCUAUUUCGUACGCUUUGCAGAUAUCCGCCACGUUGAGUUUCAUGGUACGGAUGACGGCUGAAGUUGAGACGAACAUCGUUGCGGUUGAGCGACUCGAGGAGUACACGGUAUUGCCGAGGGAAGACGUCUGGCAAAAGGGUAAAGUGGACGAGAAGUGGCCGGUAGAUGGCAGGGUAGAGUUCAAGGACUUGCAGAUUAGAUACCGUGAAGGUUUGGAGCUAGUGAUCAGGGGGAUCUCGUUGAGUGUGAAGGGUGGGGAGAAGAUUGGUAUCGUGGGAAGAACCGGUGCUGGCAAGUCAAGCUUGACGUUAGGAUUGUUCAGGAUUGUCGAAGCUGCCGGGGGUCAAAUCGUGAUCGAUGAUAUCGACAUUUCCAAAAUUGGACUGCAUCAGUUGCGUGGUCGCCUGACGAUCAUCCCUCAGGAUCCGGUAUUGUUCUCGGGAAGUCUUCGGAUGAAUAUCGAUCCGUUCAAGAAUUAUUCCGAUGAUCUGGUUUGGAAGGCGCUGGAGUUAUCACACUUGAAGACGUUCGUGAAGGGACUUCCGGCGGGAUUGGAGCACGAGGUAGCGGAGAAUGGAGAGAACCUGUCGGUUGGACAACGCCAGCUCGUCUGCUUAGCUCGUGCUGUUUUGAGGAAAACCAAAGUGCUGAUUCUGGAUGAAGCUACCGCUGCAGUCGAUCUGGAAACCGACGAUUUAAUUCAGAAAACAAUUCGUACGGAGUUUGCCGACUGCACGAUCCUGACGAUCGCUCAUCGCUUGAACACGAUCAUCGACUCGGACCGAGUGCUGGUGUUGGACAAGGGACUGGUUGCAGAGUGUGACUCACCACAGGCUCUGCUAGCGGACAAGAACUCAAUAUUCUACGGAAUGGCGAAGAAUGCCGGGAUUGUAAGUUAGACUGGGUCCGGAAUUAUAGUGGUAUUAGGUAAUAAAACUCAAUUCAAAGCUGGAAACAAGUUAAAUGACUCUAAAGAUAUCACCUCGUUAUUCAGGGAUGACUGUGCAAAUGACACUUGAUUCCAUAUUUGGUUAUCUAUUGGUUUAAUGAUUUUAUUGCAAGUCUCUUAUCGAUGAGGUAAGAUAGCGCCACAAGGAAAUGGCUUCGUAAUGGUCUCGUGGGAAAUCAACGCAAUACUUAGGCAAUGUCAUCAACAAUGAAUAAGCUGAUACCAGUCAUUACUUUUAAAUCUUUAUUGUAUGAAAAUAUAGGUGAUGUGAUCGUC
This is a messenger RNA of Culex pipiens pallens (northern house mosquito), 4961 nucleotides long. Its product is annotated as multidrug resistance-associated protein 1-like. Lineage: Eukaryota; Metazoa; Arthropoda; Insecta; Diptera; Culicidae. The record is from RefSeq and is a predicted model, not a curated record. Gene Ontology annotation, cellular component: membrane. The transcript is spliced from 5 exons. Gene Ontology annotation, biological process: transmembrane transport. Bases 133 to 4635 code for a protein of 1500 amino acids. Gene Ontology annotation, molecular function: ABC-type transporter activity; ATP hydrolysis activity; ATP binding.